This is a messenger RNA of Lithohypha guttulata, 951 nucleotides long. RefSeq lists its product as uncharacterized. Gene Ontology annotation, molecular function: ribonuclease P RNA binding. The record is from RefSeq and is a predicted model, not a curated record. NCBI's taxonomy places the organism in Eukaryota, Fungi, Ascomycota, Eurotiomycetes, Chaetothyriales, Trichomeriaceae. The transcript has 2 exons. Gene Ontology annotation, cellular component: ribonuclease MRP complex; ribonuclease P complex. Gene Ontology annotation, biological process: rRNA processing; tRNA 5'-leader removal. Bases 1 to 951 code for a protein of 316 amino acids.
AUGUGCCGUCAGCCCCCGCACCAUCUGCUAGAUCUUCUCGACAGCAAGGGUCGUCCCUCAACACCCCAAGUAUCAGGCUCAGGAACGCCAAGAACACCCUCUACCAGCACCCAAAUCUCCCACCCAGCACACAAACUCUUAACCCGCGCCCACCCAUCAUCCCCAGAAACAGCCACCAAGAUCUUUACCGACAAGAUCCUAAACAAACCACUUCUCCUCUCAGCCUCCACAGAACACGCCGACGAACGCGCUUUACGACGCCACAUCCGGGACCGCAAAAAGGCGUAUGCGAGGAACCAUGCCCGUCCCAAGCCUCUUUCUGCACGAGAGAAGCGUGAGUUGAAGCUGUACGAGUUGAGACCGGAGAAUUGCCGGUACGAGGUCUAUGUGGGCCUGAAUCAGCUGUGGACGCGGUAUAUUCUUGAGGUGCUGGGGUAUUUGGAUCGUGACGGGGCGGUUGUGAAGGGGAGAGUGGGGAUUGUGGCUGUGGCGAAUGGUGCUGGCAGUUUGAUGGCGAGUGCGGAUUAUCAUGGGAUGGUGGUUGAGGUUGUGAGGAGUAAGGAUGUGGGGAGGGUGGGGGUCAAGGGGAUUGUGGUGAGGGAGACGAGGAGUACAUUUACUGUUGUGAUGGAUGAGAGGGAGGAUAGGCAGAGGCAGAAGCCUGGAGCUCCGAAUGAGGCAGCAGAUGGACCGAACAUGCAGAGGGACAAGGUUAGAAUGAUCUUGAAGAAGGGGAGUGUAUUUCGCGUCGCGAUCGAUUUGCCAAGUGAGCAGUAUGGACCAACACGAACUUCCGAUACUGCCGAAAAGAGCGCUGAGCUCACUGGACCAACAGACAAUGCUGGAAGCAGGCGACAACUAGUCUUCGAGUUACAUGGCGACCAGCUUGAAAUUCGACCAAUCGAGCGCGCGGUCAAAAAGUUUAAGUGGAAGCCAAUGGAUUAUCUCUAG